ACCUAUGGGUAUGUCUCUACAGCAAUAGAAUAAGGGAGGUUUCAAAGCUCACUGUCUUAAUUUCUGUCACCGACCAGCGCACUUUUUACCUAUUACUGUCAAAUCAUUCACUUGUUCACAAAAUGCACAACAUUACGUUUAAAGAAACACUGUUUAAUUUUAUUAAAACGUUGAAACUUGUAAAUUUUACAUUCUAAAUAAGGCAUAGUUAUAUUUUACUUAGGUGUAAGUAACCGACAAUAAAAUUAAAACAACCUAUCCAAGGUGUACCAUAAAGUGGUUUAUUAUAUAAGUGUUAAUAUAUAUUUAACACAAUGGUUUAGGAGACGUUGGUUUCGCAGUGUAUUAGCGUCUUUAAUGUUAUGUUAAUAUGGAUAAUUCAACAGAAAAUUGGGACCCUGCUCUUACUCGCCUCUUAUCUUCACUAAAGGAAGUUCAGUCAGAUGGAGAAGAUGUAGCUUUCUUAAGUGAACUGCUUCAGUCUAAGCAGCUACAUGCACUUGUUCAAGUACAUAAUAAAAUUGUAGCAGCACAAUGUAAAGAUGAUAAAUUCUAUCCAUUACUCUCUAAUGCAAUGCAAGUAACGCUUGAGGUGCUACAAAUGUUUAGUGAGGUGGUGAUAAGUUCAACUGAAUAUAAAGAGCUUUUGAAGUUACUGCAAAAGCCACAUUUCCAGGCAAUACUCUGUACUCAUGAUGCAGUGGCCCAAAAAGAUUAUUAUCCUCACUUGCCAGACAUACCUGCUGAUGCUGAUGAUGAAGAGGAAACCGUAAAAAUUGUUCAACUUGUUAAAAGUGAUGAACCAUUGGGUGGAGCUCAGAGUGCAGAGCCAAUAGUGGGUGCUACUAUAAAAACAGAUGAAGAAACUGGGAAAAUUGUUAUAGCCAGAGUCAUGCAUGGUGGUGCUGCUGACCGUUCAGGUCUUAUUCACGCGGGUGAUGAAGUUAUAGAGGUUAAUGGAAUUAGUGUUGAGAAUAAGUCGCCGGCGGAUGUACUUUCGAUCUUGGUAAGGUCCAAUCAAAGUUCUGAAGGGACAAUAACUUUUAAAUUAGUACCAUCUUUUGGCAAAGGUGGUUCAAGAGAAAGUAAAGUAAGAGUAAGGGCUCUGUUUAAUUAUAAUUCUGCUGAAGAUCCAUAUAUUCCAUGCAAAGAAGCGGGUCUUAAUUUUAAGAAAGGUGACAUCCUGCAUAUUGUUUCUCAAGAUGAUGCCUAUUGGUGGCAGGCUCGCCGUGAAGGUGAUAGAGUUAUGAGGGCGGGGCUAAUACCGUCAAGGGCUUUACAAGAGGGGCGAAUCAUACAUGAGCGUCAAACCGAACCACAAACGGUAGAUGGUAAACCCGCCCUGUGCAGUCCGUCUGCGGCUAAUUCAGACUGUGGACCAAAAACUCCUUGUUCACCUACACCGAACGCUACCGCCCUAUUGCCCUGCAAGUCUACGCCCAAAGUUAAAAAAAUUAUAUACGAUAUAAAAGAAAAUGAUGACUUCGAUCGGGAAAUGAUUCCGACUUAUGAAGAGGUCGCCAGAUUGUAUCCACGACCAGGUCUUAUCAGACCCAUUGUGCUGGUCGGUGCUCCGGGUGUCGGACGCAAUGAGUUGCGGAGGAGGCUGGUAGCAACCGAUCCAGAGAAAUAUGUCACUCCAGUACCAUAUACAUCUCGUGCUCAGAAGACCAGUGAACAAAAUGGGAAAGAAUACGUCUUUGUUACGCGUGAGAAAAUGGAACAAGACAUUUCGGAAGGAAAGUUUAUAGAGCACGGGGAAUACAAAGGAAAUCUAUAUGGAACAUCAGCAGAAAGUGUAGAAACUAUAGUAAACUCAGGGCGGGUAUGUGUGCUGAGUCCUCACUGGCAAGCUUUAAAGAUGCUGCGAACCCCGAGACUGCGGCCCUACAUUAUAUUUAUAAAACCACCUUCGCUAGAGACACUUUCCAAAACCAGGACGGCUGCCAACGCGCGCUCGACGUUUGACAAGGAGUGCUCGAGAGCUUUUACCGAAGAGGAGUUCGCGGAUAUCAUAAGGUCGUCGAAUCGUAUUAAUUUUCUGUAUGGCUACAUGUUUGACGAGGAGAUAGUGAAUGAAGAUCUGGCUACCGCCCUUACGCAGCUUAUCAAAAUGGCCUGGCGUGUGCAGUCCGAGCCGCUUUGGGUCCCGGCGGCAUGGGUGCAGUAAGAUGUAUCCGGUUGUAACGUUAGAUUUAGUUAGUUGAAUACUAGUCAAAUUUUUGUUCGGUUAGGAUUUUUAGAAUAAUUUUGUUAAUUAUUUAUAGAUAUUUCUAUAUUUUAUUUCUUCUCUGGUGUAAUUUUUAAUAGGUUUCUUAUAAAUCGAUUAUUUUUAUUCAAAAAACUUAUUUUGUCCUUUUGAUGUAAAAAUGUGUAUAUACUCGCGUUUUCAAUAUUCAAUGUAUGUGUUCUCCUAGGUAUAGAUAUAUUUAUUUAUAUAAAUUAUUAAUCGUCCUCUGUGUGCGUACUCAAACCCAGGUAAACUCCAAUGCUUUAGACCCGUAUCUGUAACUAAGCAUUUUAGAUGUAUUCCUUUAAUAAUCAUUCAUAUUAAUUUGGAUCGAUGCAAUUGUAAAGUGUUAGUAAAUGCAACUAACUUAAUAAUACAGCUGCAAGCCAGCGACGGAGUAUUAUAUUAUAUUAUAUGAAUAUCCGAACUAUUAACGGCAAACUAUACAUGAAGCAUUGAGCCAUAUAGUGCGAAGGAAACUUAAUACGUUACAAGCUCGUAGAAAAUUCUCAAAGCUCACGAUAAUCGUUUUAAUUAUUCAUGUAUCAUCAAAUCACAUUAAUCCCUAAAUUUAAUAAAUACUCAUGUCUUCAUGCCGUACUAUAUAGCUUUAUGUAACGAAAUUAUUUUAUUAUAAUGUAACUUAACUGAAUCAAGAAAUCUCUUCAACUCGUCUCAAGUAUUCUAUGUAUUGAUGAUUGUCUCACUAUUUUUCUUAUUAUUUCACUAAUCUAUUUAUAUAUUUCGUAGAAUUAAGGAUAUAUAUUCAUUAGGUGAUGUAUUGCUAACUAUGGUGUAUCAGUUUGCAAUAAUAAUUAUUAGAUUAUUUACUAUUCAUAUUAUAAUUCGUAUUAUUACUUGAACUUACUUUACAAAACUCGAUACACGAUGGAUCCUCUACUCGAAGAAGACCUCAGUUCUUACAUUGUGUGUUUUGUUUCUAGUCAUCAUAACUAAACUCUCGCGCAGUAGGACUCUCAACGGUUUCUACCUUUCAACAACACAUAAAAAAAUCAAUCUAGUUUAAUAAAAAAAGUAAUAUGUCAAAAACAUUAGAAGUAACUCGAGCGCCUCUAUUUAAUCUUCUAGGAAUGCGACAUUAACGUGUUUUUAAUAAAAAUCGUAUAAUAUAUUUUUAUCGUAAUCUUCGUAUUUAGUAUGUAAACGUGUUAAGGGUUGAUCGACAGUCCCCGCACUCUAUCGCUAAAGGCAAACGAACGGUAGUUGUAAAUACAUAGCUCGUACAAGAGUAUAUUAUCUUAGUCAAGUAAGUACUGUAUAUUAUAAGACAUUUUCGAAAUUGCUUUGAAAACGUAGUUGUUAGAAUAGGGAUUUAUAUCCAAGGAUUCAAUCGCAGCAAAUAUUUACUAAAAUUUUAUUAAUGAUAUUUAGAUAAAUACGGUAUGUGAGAGUGAAGUUGAUGUUAAUAAAUUAUAAUAAGAAAAUGUAUUAAUAUUGAAAUGUUAGUAAAAAAAAUGUUGGGUUGUUUCCUAAAAUAAAACAAUUUAGAUUUAUUUUGACGCAACAAAACGCUGGUCGGGAAGGCACCCAAGAAGAAUGAUAUAGUAAAUUCAAGUAUCCAAUCGGGAUUAGCUUAGUUACCGACAUUUUAAAAAUUCGAAGGAAAUCAGGGCAUAUUGAAAUCAAUUAAUAUAUAACAAAUAUCGGAUAUUUAGAAAAAUAACUAGAAAUCUAUGAAUUGUAUGAGAAUAAAGACAACUACGACUGAAGGAAACUACAAAUUAAUAAAAAAGGCUUAAUAAAAUAUUUACAAUAAUCACACUUAUUUUAAAUGAUUUUAGAUACCUAUUUUUCAUUCAAUAAAAUAAUUUUGAAAUAACUCGCGAUAGAAAAAAAAAACGAUCUAUAAAUAUCCGAUAGUGAUUGCCGUAACGAUAGCACUAAUGCCAAGUUUAAUUGAUGAUUAAUAAAAAUGUUUCAAAUCUUUAAUUAAUUUUGAGAAACGCGUCAUGAAAAAACAUCCAGUAAUGAUCGCUUUAGCGCCAUUACGUUAGCACUGAUUUCAACUCACAAAUAUAACAAUUCCUAAAAAAUAUAUUGAAUUGAGUAUUAAAACUUUUUCUAGUCUUUAGGUUAGACAAAAGGAAACAACCUAAUUCGAUGUGCUUAUUUAAAAAAAAAAAAAAAACUGUUAUGAAUGUUCAACUAAAUGUAGAGUAAUAAUUUGGCUUAUUUAGAAUAAAUUCGGCCAAUACUUUUUCAUUCCUAAAUCUUUUUUAUAAUCUUUAUUAGAAAUAGAUUCAAGUGUAAUUUUACAUAAUGUUACUUAUUUAUAUUCAAUUCAGAUCAUAGAUUAGGAUCGAGGCAAUUAUAACAUUUUAGCAAAUGCAACUAACUUUAUAAUACAGCACCACUUGGAAGCCAGCGACGGAGUAUUAUAGUAUAUUAUGGGAAUAUCCGAGCUAUUUACGGCAAAUGCUACACACAGAUCAAUGAGCCAUAUAGUACAAAGGAUUUUAUAUGUAUUGUAAAUUCGUAGAAAAUUCGCAAAUGUUCAUGAUAAUCAUCCUCAUUAUCCAUUACCAAAACAUAUUAAUUACCAAAGUUUAAUUAAUACUUAUGUCUCCCUGUCGUACUAUAUAGCUCAAUGGUUUAUAUAAUAACAUGCUUAUAUUAUAAUUUAUUUAAAUAAAUCACGAAAUCUCUUCGAAUCAAAUAAUAUUUUCGGAUGUUUGGCUUAUUUAAACAUGGUAUAAUAAAUUCUAUCUGUACUUUUUCAAAUCCUAAUCUUCUGUAUAUCUUCGCUAGACAUAUUCGGAUGUUAAUUUUAUAUUUAAAUCAGUUCAUCGGGGCUUUAAAAUACCAACCCGACACUUGAACUUGUAAGUGUAGGUCUGAAUAUAAUAAAUAGACGGAAAGCGUAACUGUCGUUAAAUAAUAACUUCUCAAGUGUUUAAUACAGCUGUGGUCCAACUUGGCGCGCUGUGAUCGUUCGUUCGUAUAUCUUAGCUCUUCCAAUUUAUUAUAAAGUAAAAUUAAAUUUAUUAAAGUCUAUGGUAUAUUUGCUCGAUAAACAUAUUGCUUGGUAAUAUAUAUUUAAAAGGGAUUUCCAUGAUCAUACAUCUUAUUAAGGUUAAAUUUUUUAAUUAUAAAAAUAAAAUAUUUUAGGCUAUCUGAUGAAAUAGUAGAUUUCCUUAUUAAAAAUAUUUAAAAUUCAAAAUAUAUGUUAGUGAAAAAUUAGUUUUAUAAAUUAUAAUUGGUUUGUAGUAUAUGCUAUUAAAUUAUAACCUCAAUUACUAUUGUAUCCCAUAAAAGGAGUAUAUUUAUUCGUUAUUAAUAAUUUUAUUGUAUUUGUAAUUAGGUAUAUUUCUUAUAUAGGGUUACAUUGAUUAGAUUUUAUCCUAUACGUAAUUUUAUUAUAUAAAUUAAUUACAAAUCCUUAACUAUGAUUCUGGUGAUUUUAAAUUCAUUAAAUGUACUUAACAUAUUUUAAAUUCACUCAUUCAUUUAUUAGUUCCGUUCAUUUUUAAAUAUGUAUGUCAAAAUAUUUAUGGAAGUAAGUAAGUUCCGUAAAUAUUCACAUUGCUUUUUUCGCUCUGUUCACUUUCAGGGCAAUAUAACAAGAUGUUAUUUUUCAUCCACAUGAUAGCGGCACAUAGAAAUUGUUCCCAUUUUAUUCAAAUAGAUCUUUUGGGCGUUUCCUUUGAACAUCACAUUUGCUUAGAAUUAUUUAGAUUAUUUUUUCAAUGCGAUCUCGUGGAGUAGAAUAGUUUAGUAGUUUAUUUUUUAUAAAAAAAAACAAAAAAAAAAAAACAAAAACAUUCUAAUAGAUAAGUUAUAUUCAUAUUCGUAAUGAAAUAUAUUUAUAUUAUAUAGAUAUAUAUAUAUGAUAAUAAGUAAUCUUUUAAUAUUAUUGUAGUAUUGUUAAAAGCCAUCUAUCAGAUGAAUAAGUAGUAACUGGGUGUAAUGUGGGAAAGAUAUUUAGUGUUUAGUUGUAACGUUAAAACAUUGCUACAUGAUAUAUAGAUAUUAAAAUUGUAAUUUAAGAUCACAUACGAUUGCAAUGUUUUUUGUAUUUUCGAAAUUGUAUAUGAACCCCAGUGAUUGCAUAUGAGGGGUAGAGUCAAUGCUCCAGCGUGUUUCUCGACGUGCUGUGAUGCAUUUCAGUAAGCGAUACCUUCUGUUGUUCCUAAACUGAUAACGUCCUCUUGGUAAUAUAUUCGAUUUCAAUAUGUAUUGUUUUUAAUCAUUUUUGAUUUAUUUAUCUUCAUUCGGUUCUUAUUCUUUGCUUACAUACAUAAUUAAUCAUCAACGUAUCCAUCGCUCUUCAAUAUGUUUAAAUUUGUUUUCUUAAGCUUGACGAAUAGAAGGUGUCGCUUAUGGUUUUUUUUUUAAUAGUUUUUCUUAUAUAUCUGUGACUUUUAACGAAUCUUUUCUAACGGUCAAAACUUUUUAUAUGAAUACGGACGGCAACUAAUAAUAAUUAGAAUCUAUGUACGAUUAAAAUAAAUUAUAUGAAACCUGCAGGCUUUGUAAUGCGGUAAUUUGGUAAAUAGUUGUAAUAGAAAUCACGUCUCAUAUAAGUCUCUCGUAGUUCGGAUAUAGUAAUAGAGAUAGUUAAUAUUGCCUUCGCCGUGUGCGUCUCAAAUACGAACAUUAAUAUAUGCUUUCAUUUGGUUUUCUUUGCUCGUAUUUCUUGUAAAGUUUUCACUUUUAAUAUUUCUGUUGUAUUAGUAUGAGGAAAUGAAACGGCUCCAGCUCUUCAUUCAACAAUCUCUCACGAAUAUCUUUUAAAAGUCGUACUUCGUUAUAGUUCUUUUAAAGCUUCGGUUUUUUGUAUAUUCAAUCAAAGAUCUUCCAUUCGAUUCAGAGAUAACACUUUUCAAAACAACGUUAUCUUAAGUUAGUCACCGAUAUAAUAUUACGUUAAUACGGCAGAAGAAUAGGCACUAGUUUAUAAUUCCUCCACGUGUAUCUCCUGUUUAUUCUUUCCCUUUCUGGCUUUCGUAUUCGUAUUCAUGCGGUAUUUAGUAACGCGUAGGUCGUCUUGUUAUAAUAAUAAAAUAAUCUCGUGGAAAAACAGAUAAGAAUCGCGAUUUAUAAAAAAAAGAAGAAAAACAAAAAAAAAUGUAGUAAUUAAAACGUUCUACCCCAUUAAAGGGCAUCGUCGUCGUAGUGUGUUUGUAGCGGUUUUAGAAAUGAUAAGAUAAAAAUUGUUAAGGCGAUAUCGGUAAAUAUUAAAGCUUCGGCUUCUCAGAACUCAAAUCACAAUAUAUCCGUUAUUAUUCUUAGUCUCUAGGUUCACUCGAGAUAUAUUAAUGUGUAGGUAUUUUAGAGAAGGCUUCUAAUGUAGUGGUGUGUCGGAUAGCGCUUCAGUAUGUGACCCGACAUACUGGAGCAUGUCUAGUACUUGUAUGUAUCGAUUGCAAAUUUCCGUUUUUGAUUCGAAAUUUAAAAUGAUUACUUUACAAUACUUUAAUAUUACGUAAUAGGUUGGCAAACAUUUAGUUCACUGUAUGUUAUGAUUGACUUAUUCAACGAUGUGUGUGCAAUAGAUAAAGUAAGUAGGAAUAGGAAACUGUUUGUUCCAGCAACACGUUGUUAUAUUAAGUGGAGUCUGUGUCAAGUUUUUGUUAUUUUUGCGUUUAGGUAAUUUUUCUCUUUUUAUUGAAAACUCUUUAUAGAAUUUAAUUGUCUUUUUACAUUUUCUAUUACGCCUUUGCGGGAACAAAUGAAAAGCUCCUCAAUAAACAUAAAAACCGAUGCAUCUAUGUGGAAUAUUGGAAAGAUCAGAGAUAUAUUUGUAGAAUGUAGUUAAAAUUAAUACUUCUUAUGUUUAAUAUGAAAAUUAAAAGUAAUAUUAAUAUUUUAUAGGCUAAGUUUAUAAUAAUCAUAAAGGUUAUAAAUAUUUGCUUUCUAAUCCUAUUAAAUAAGUUAAAUAUUUCCAUAUUCGUAAAAGUAAAGUACUCAGCACACUUGCUAGAUGGGGUAAUAUUAGCUGUAAGGGCCACGGGAUGCCAUUGGUACGUGCCUUGCGCAAAGUGAUACACAACCGUAGCAGUAGCUUUUAAGGCGUUUCGUGUAAUUUAGCUUGUACGACAGACGAAUAUAGCCUCAAAAACAUAGACAAAUGUCCUAAGUAGUUAAGUCAAUCGGAUGUUUAAUAAUUUGAUUCGCUUUUUGUCAUCCGUGCUCAACACAUCGUGCCUUUGCUGACAGAUAAAAUGUUAAGACGAAUUCACACCAAUUCCGCUACGUAGUUGCCGUACUACCUACGCCUAAUGAGAAGCCAGGUGGUCGGCCCGACCUUUCGCUGCAGCUGUGAUCACGUCCUUGUGCUUUUGCGAUCUUAUUGUCAUAUUACGAUUUCACGUUCAUCGUUGCUUAAGCGGUGCUGGUGUGUUUUAUGUCUUAUUUUGAAAUACCUUGCACAUAUAUGAGAAAUAUUAUAGUAGAUAUGUAUCGUUAGGUUUAGAUUCCGAAAUGAUCAUCGCGAAGUACUUACUAUACACGUAGAACAGCGUCAUAAUGUCGCGUGUAGUCGGUGUAGCUCGUAGGUUCAGAGGCGCUCUCGUAUUUAUAAUACCGUAAGUGUGGCCACUUUUUAAUUACUUCUCUUUGGUACAACUUCAUACACACAUCUUUACUAGGUGGUAGGGCUUUAUGCAGGCACGUCUCGGUAGGUACCCACUCAUAAGAUAUUCUACCGCUAAACAGCAAUACUUAUUAUUGUUGCAUUCCGGUUUUAAUUGUGAAUGAGCCAGUGUAACUACAGGCACAAGGGACAUAAAAUCUUCGUUCCCAAGGUUGGUGGCGCAUUGGCGAUGUAAAGAAUGGUUAAUAUUUCUUGCAUCGCCAAUGUCUCUGGACGGUGGUAACCACUUAACCACUUUGCCAGUACGGCUACAUAUAAUAUAAAAAACAAGUAUCGUCUUCGUAUCCAUCGUGUAUCAAUUUAAUAUUAGAUUAUAUUUAAAGGUAAGCUUAUCACUGAAUCUUUUGUCUCUCAACUUAUUUAUCACUUAGUGUUUGUUAAAUAUUUACUUUACACGUAGAUUGAGUGACUAGUUACUAUGUACUUUUUUAUAGAAUAUGAAAAGUCUACUCGAUCUUUAGCUUAAAGUUUGCGUCAGUUGACUUUCUCUAUGUGAUAGGUGAAAUUAAACUUUAGGGGCGGAUUUUAUGUAGGAUGAUGGAUGAGAUGGACAUUUGAGUGAUAUCAACCGCAUGCUACUAAUAUGAUUCAAAUGAUUAAAUUUCUAUUAUUCGAUAUUGGAAAAUUAAAUUUCAUAGUUUUGACCGUCAUACAAAAAAUAAUUUAAGUCAGGUUCUCAUUUUCUUCGGAUAUACCUAAGAAUAUAAUUAGAUUUUUUUUCAGACUACUAUUCUACUUCUAUACUUUCUUACCCAAGAAAAAUAUUUUCUGGUGGAGACAGUGUUUGGUAUUCUACGGUGUGUGAUGUUGUAUCUAGAUCUUGAAAGUUUGAUACUGUGUGUAGUGCAGAAUAGAAUCGUAACCAUGUAUUUAAAUAUAAUCGCUAAUUUAGUUUUUGACACAUAAAAAUUAUAUUUGUGUUCAAGCACUUUUUUGGUGAAGCUACAAUAAAAUAUUCAUUAUGAUAAAUAUUUAAAAACAUAGAUUUUAGUCGGUAACAGCCUGUGAAUGUCCCACCGCUGGGCUAAUGCCUCCUCUCCCUUUUUGAGGAGAAGGUUUGGAGCUUAUUCCAAGAUUUUAGUCAUUGUAUUUUUAUUGUAAUAUAUAAUAUUAUUUUUGAGCAUGACAUUAGAAAAAUAAUUUUUUUAACACAUAUAUUUCAAAUAAACUAAGAUUGUUCAUUGAUAUUUUAAUAGGCUAUAUUUGCUAUUCGACUUUACUUAUACAUACAAUCAAACUAAUUAAAACAGGAAUUUAGCUUAAUAUUUUAUUCAAAAAAACAUUUAAUAUCGCUUAAAAGUCUGAACUAAAAAAUAUAGCCAAUACAAUGUCAGCAUGAAAUUAUCCAAUGCUGUUGCAGCAACACGGCUUCGCUAAAAUAAUAAUAUGAAAUAAAUAUAUAAGACGUACUUUCUCAAGAUGUUGUGAAUUUAGCAGGGGACUUCUAAGAUCGCAACAUCUGUGGGUUUAUAUAUAUCGCAAGUACGUGGAAUUUGUCACAGUAAAAUAACAGGCAUUAAAUGCUGUUUAUUAUUGAAAAGAAUAAACGCAGGUCUAACUAGUUAUUAAUAGUUUUAGGUAAACGUAGGUGUACCUAGUUUCUUUAACCAAUGUCUUUUAAUAUUAUUAUUAUGGUGUGGUACUUGAGCACAAUAGAAGUAUCUGUAUGGUGGACUUAUGGUAAAAAGGAUAAAAUUCAAUGAAAAAAUUUGGUGACGUAACGGUUAAAAUUUUCUAAUCAAAUCAAAUUUUAAAUUCAAUUUAAAUUUGAUGUGAUAAGAAAAUUGUCUUCGUGUUUAUAUUUCUUUAAUUGAUUUGGUUAUUGUGGCCGAAAGGCACGGUCACUAAUUGGUAAAGUUUUAUCUUUGUUAUGUAACCACGGUUCAUAGACAACCUAAAUGACACCUAAAUUCUGUGCUGUGUAAUUUGUUCUCACCGCACAAUGUGCUUUUUAUUAUAUUAUUUAGUUUAUUAUAGGAAAGAAGACAAUAUUAUCUGCGACAUUUUUAUGAAACUUUUAUUUUAAUAUUAUAAACAAUAGGACAUAUAUUCAAGAUCUUUAAGAUUUUCUAUUGAACUGAAUUCUUAUUAAAUUUUAUAUAACUCAAAAUUGAAUUUACCUAAUUAAUAUACUGAAUACCUUUACUCGGUAACCUUCAAUAGAAAAUAAGCUCACUGCUUAGUUCCUCUGAUUUAUUUCGUCCAAUUAUUGAAGGAAUAAUAUUUUUCUUAACUACUGAAUAUCAGUCCUAUUUCCAACAAUGUAAAAUUGUCGUUUCUAAAAUAUUGUAACAAAUCAUCGUUCUUGUAAAAAAAAUAAACGUAUUAUAAACCGUAUGUGUAACGGGUGACAUAAACGUAGCAAUAUGAUAUUAAAUAACUUUGAGAAGAAUUACCUACCUUGCAAAGUCAAAAUGCUAUCGUUAACUACCGUUACAUAUGGGGAAGUCAUUUUGUCUAAUGUCACCAAACGGUUAAUAAAUGUAAUAUAAAAAUAA
This is a messenger RNA of Nymphalis io (European peacock), 11344 nucleotides long. It is a transcript of the gene metro, whose product is annotated as MAGUK p55 subfamily member 7. NCBI's taxonomy places the organism in Eukaryota, Metazoa, Arthropoda, Insecta, Lepidoptera, Nymphalidae. The coding region runs from base 371 to 2170 and encodes 599 amino acids. Gene Ontology annotation, molecular function: protein binding. The transcript has 11 exons. Gene Ontology annotation, cellular component: cell-cell junction; plasma membrane. The record is from RefSeq and is a predicted model, not a curated record.